CAAGUAAAGCUCCUAGUUAAGAAAGGAGGCAAAGAUGUCUGCAUUCCUUGUCCAAGAGAUAUUGCUGAUCUUUUGACUGAGGCUACAACAGAUCCAGCUGUAAAGCAGUCCAUAUUAACAAGCCUUUUGGAUAGACAUUCAAGUCAACCCUCGGAUACUCCCGCAACAAUGUCCAGCACCCCAGAUAUUCAUCGUGUUGAUGAAGAAGUGCCAAGUACAUCUUCUAUGGCUAAUGCCCUUCACUUCUGGACUGACAAGGAAGAAGAAUACCUUGUUUGUCUCAGACAUGAGAGAAAUGAUGAUUUCAUUUCUACUAGAAAUCAUUCUACUUCGUGGAAGGAGAUUGUGGCUGAACUCGAAACUAUCAAUUGUAAAGUUACACAACAACAGGCAUUCAACAAAUAUUCUUCUCUGAAGAAAAAGUGGAAAGAAAUCAUUGAUGCGCCGUCUGGUAGUGAAGUGAAGUAUUUUCGACACAAAACAUCGUUUGAUAAUAUGUAUGGAAAUAAGGCUGGCACUAAACCAGGUGUUACAAUAGACACUGACAAAGACCCAAAUGCAUCUUUAAUGAAGGAGAUGGAUCAAAGUUCAACUGAGAAGAAACCGAAAAAAGGUGGAAAAGCUUUGAAAAGAAGGUCUGAGGAGAUGAUUGCGCUGAUGAGGGAACAGCAUGCUGAAAUGAAGCAAGAACUCCGACAUCAACACACUGAGAAAAUGACUAAAUUAGAUAGAAUGCUGGAUCUUUAUCAGAGAGAGGUCGAACAAACAUGUAUGGUAACUAAGAAUGAGUGAAAUGGAGAUUACUGCACUCAAAAAGUUCAAACUGUUGCAUUUAGAGUUCAUGUUUUGUUUUACUUGUUUUUAUUCCUGCAUUACAAACAAGAUUGAACUCUGCAGGUUUAAUGUUACUCUGGAUUUUACUAGUAUAUCAACACUUGUUUCUUGUAGAGUUCACUACAGCAUAUUGACUUGAAAGGCUUAAAUACCUGUA
Molecule: messenger RNA, 991 nt
Organism: Haliotis rubra (blacklip abalone)
Lineage: Eukaryota; Metazoa; Mollusca; Gastropoda; Lepetellida; Haliotidae
Exons: 3
Coding region: 169-792 (207 amino acids)
Source: RefSeq, a predicted model, not a curated record